AUGACGAACGACAAGCAUGAUGAACUUAAAAAGGCCUUUGCAUUCUUCGACCUCGAUACGGAUGGUAUGAUAACUGACACUCAUGAGGAGCUCUUCAAGGGGGAUUCAAUACUCUGCUUGCAAUGCAACAUGAAAGAAUUCAUGGACUUAUCGGCGACAAAUACGGUGAAGUAUAUGACCAACGACGAGCAUGAUGAACUCGAAAAGACCUUUGCAUUCUUCGACCUCCAUACGGAGGAUUUAAUCGAUGAUAAACAACUUGUGAAUAUUGUCCGAUUUCUCAGACAUAGCCCCACCGACGACGAGCUGCAAUCAUCAGCCAAUAGAAUUGUUUAUUUAGAAUUCGUGGACUUAUCGGCGACAAAUACGGUGAAGUAUAUGACCAAGGACGAGCAUGAUGAACUCGAAAAGGCCUUUGCACUCUUCGACCUCCAUACGGAUGGUUUAAUCGAUGAUAAACAACUUGCGAAUAUUGUCCGAUUUCUCAGACAUAGCUCCAUCGACGACAAGCUGCAAUCAUUAGCUAAUAUAAUUGGUGGAGAAAAUACGUAA
Messenger RNA from Ananas comosus (pineapple), 552 nucleotides. RefSeq lists its product as uncharacterized. Gene Ontology annotation, molecular function: calcium ion binding. The record is from RefSeq and is a predicted model, not a curated record. The transcript is spliced from 7 exons. NCBI's taxonomy places the organism in Eukaryota, Viridiplantae, Streptophyta, Magnoliopsida, Poales, Bromeliaceae. Bases 1 to 552 code for a protein of 183 amino acids.